This is a messenger RNA of Neogale vison (American mink), 2950 nucleotides long. RefSeq names its product eukaryotic translation elongation factor 1 alpha 1 (gene EEF1A1). Gene Ontology annotation, molecular function: translation elongation factor activity; GTPase activity; GTP binding. The coding region runs from base 128 to 1516 and encodes 462 amino acids. The transcript has 8 exons. NCBI's taxonomy places the organism in Eukaryota, Metazoa, Chordata, Mammalia, Carnivora, Mustelidae. Gene Ontology annotation, biological process: translation; translational elongation. The record is from RefSeq and is a predicted model, not a curated record.
GCCCUCUUCCCCGAGGGUGGGGGAGGACCGUAUAUAAGUGCCGUAGCCGCCGUGAACGUUCUUUUUCGCAACGGGUUUGCCGCCAGAACACAGGUGUCGUGAAAACCACUGCUCAUCCUAAAUCAAAAUGGGGAAGGAAAAGACUCAUAUCAACAUUGUUGUCAUCGGACACGUAGAUUCGGGCAAGUCUACCACUACUGGUCAUCUGAUCUACAAAUGUGGUGGGAUCGACAAAAGAACUAUCGAAAAAUUCGAGAAGGAGGCUGCUGAGAUGGGAAAAGGCUCCUUCAAGUAUGCCUGGGUCUUGGAUAAACUGAAAGCUGAACGUGAACGUGGUAUCACCAUUGAUAUCUCCCUGUGGAAAUUCGAGACCAGCAAGUAUUAUGUGACCAUCAUUGAUGCUCCAGGACACAGAGACUUUAUCAAAAACAUGAUUACAGGCACAUCCCAGGCUGACUGUGCUGUCCUCAUUGUUGCUGCUGGUGUUGGUGAAUUUGAAGCAGGUAUCUCCAAGAACGGGCAGACCCGUGAGCAUGCCCUUCUGGCUUACACACUGGGUGUUAAACAACUAAUUGUUGGUGUUAACAAAAUGGAUUCCACUGAGCCACCCUACAGCCAGAAGAGAUAUGAGGAAAUCGUUAAGGAAGUCAGCACCUACAUUAAGAAAAUUGGCUACAACCCCGACACAGUAGCCUUUGUGCCAAUUUCUGGUUGGAAUGGUGACAACAUGCUGGAGCCAAGUGCUAACAUGCCUUGGUUCAAGGGAUGGAAAGUCACCCGUAAAGAUGGGAAUGCCAGUGGAACCACACUGCUUGAAGCUCUGGAUUGUAUUCUGCCACCAACUCGUCCAACUGACAAGCCCUUGCGUCUGCCUCUCCAGGACGUCUACAAAAUUGGUGGUAUUGGUACUGUCCCUGUGGGCCGAGUGGAGACUGGUGUUCUUAAGCCUGGCAUGGUGGUCACUUUUGCUCCAGUCAAUGUAACAACUGAAGUCAAGUCUGUUGAAAUGCACCAUGAAGCUUUGAGUGAGGCUCUUCCUGGGGACAAUGUGGGCUUCAAUGUCAAGAACGUAUCUGUCAAAGAUGUUCGUCGAGGCAAUGUGGCUGGUGACAGCAAAAAUGACCCACCAAUGGAAGCAGCUGGCUUCACAGCUCAGGUGAUUAUCCUGAACCAUCCAGGCCAAAUUAGUGCUGGAUAUGCACCUGUGCUGGAUUGUCACACAGCUCACAUUGCUUGCAAGUUUGCUGAGCUGAAGGAGAAGAUAGAUCGUCGUUCUGGAAAAAAGCUGGAAGAUGGUCCCAAGUUCUUAAAAUCUGGUGACGCUGCCAUUGUUGAUAUGGUUCCUGGCAAGCCUAUGUGUGUUGAGAGCUUCUCUGACUACCCUCCUCUGGGCCGUUUCGCUGUUCGUGACAUGAGACAGACGGUUGCUGUGGGUGUCAUCAAAGCAGUGGACAAGAAGGCAGCUGGAGCUGGCAAGGUCACCAAGUCUGCCCAGAAAGCUCAGAAGGCUAAAUGAAUAUUAUCCCCAAUACCUGCCACCCCAGUCUUAAUCAGUGGUGGAAGAACGGUCUCAGAACUGUUUGUGUCAAUUGGCCAUUUAAGUUUAAUAGUAAAAGACUGGUUAAUGAUAACAAUGCAUCGUAAAACCUUCAGAAGGAAAGGAGAAUGUUUUGUGGACCAUUUGUUUUUGUGUGUGUGUGUGGCAGUUUUAAGUUAUUAGUUUUUAAAAUCAGUACUUUUUAAUGGAAACAACUUGACCAAAAAUCUGUCACAGAAUUUUGAGACCCAUUAAAACAAAAGUUUAAUGAGAAAUCUGUGUUUUCUUUUGGUCAACACUGUAACCUUGUACUAUUAAAAUAGUGAAAGGGUAAGUUGCACAGAUCCUGUUUCUAAUGUUAUAAUAUGCUGAAAUUGAAAUUUCGGGUAACGUUUUUUUCCUGGGUGGAAUCUUGGAGUUUCACUUGUCUAAGGGAAGGAAAUGGUUAAGUACAUAGUAAAAAGCUACGGGGAAAAAGGUCAUUUAGUGCAACACAAUUUAUAUAAGCAAAGAAUGACCACAAGACAGUUGUACUAUAAGCAGGUUCAAUUCUAUAAUACCAAAGUUAAUGCGUUGCAUAUAAACUUUCAUCACUAGGGAGUAAACUUGAUACAUUGUCCCAUGUUAAUUUCCCACUUACCAGAAUGUUUAAUGUCCCAUUUAUAAAUACUGUAAAGUAGUUUAAAGUACCUAAAACAGGCAUUUGGUGACAUUCUUAAUGGUAGAGUUAAUUUUUCCUCCAGAUUUUAGAAGAAAGUCUAGAAGUUUUCUAUGGUCACAUAUGAACUAGAAAUACACUUAAAAAGAGGAAUUUUCAUCUUUAAAAGAGCAAGUUUGGGGUGAAGAGGGAACUGGAGAUCAAGCCCAGUUUGAAGAGGUGUGAUGGUCAGGUACUCAAAUUUGGACUGGAGUUGUAGGGUAAGCUUUUUUUAGUUUGAAGUUAUUUUGGAGGUUUUUCCAAGUGUCAUUCCAAAAACGGAAUAUUGAAUGAAAGUUGGAAGUAAUGAACAGGAUGAAAAAAGAUCUUCAAAGACUACUGUGGUGAUUUUGUAAUUGCAUAUAGUAGUAAAUAAAUUAGUAUUUGGGUGAUAACCAUCUAAUUUUUGGCGUUAGAUAGCUGGCAAAUCUCAGCACUGGUACAUUUGAUGAAAAAACAAUCUUGACCAUUUGAACUUAGUUCUCUGAGUAGGCUUUUUUCAUAAUGAAAGGGGAAUGCAUCAGGCAACCUGGAAUUCAGGCAAAAAGCAGAGGAUAACCUGGUAGGCAAACAUUGCUGAGUGAAAUGCAUACUAUAGCAGCCAUAGGCUACAGUUGAAAAGAUAGGCAUUUUCUAAGGUAAAAUGGUCUUUUAAUGAUACUACCAGGAGCACUGAUAAGGCCUGUAAAUAAACUAAUAAAAGGUUUUGUCUGCAA